Talaromyces proteolyticus is the source of this 471-nucleotide messenger RNA. RefSeq names its product Lipocalin-like domain-containing protein. The transcript has 2 exons. The record is from RefSeq and is a predicted model, not a curated record. Lineage: Eukaryota; Fungi; Ascomycota; Eurotiomycetes; Eurotiales; Trichocomaceae. The coding region runs from base 1 to 471 and encodes 156 amino acids.
AUGUCCUCACAAGAGCUCUUAGAAUUUCGCCGGAAGGUUCAAGGCACAUGGCAAUUGCUAAGUUAUCGCGCUGAACCACUGAACAAUGACGAUCCUAUCUAUCCGUUCACGAAGGAUGCUCAAGGCAUCGUGAUAUAUUCGUCUGAUGGUUACAUGUCUGCGCAACUGAUGGCGCCAAGGCGAGUGCCAUUCCAUACACCAGAUCGUCUAUGUGGUACCGAAACCGAGCUUGCCGAUGCUAUGAGAUCCUACAUGGCGUACUCUGGGAAAUUCGAAGUGUAUCUAGACUCUGAUGGACGCCCCUGUCUUCUUCAUACUAUGCAGGUGUCAUCCUUUCCAAAUUGGAUAGGUGAUACUCAGGAACGUUCGGCACACAUUACUGAAGACAUUUUAACUUUAAGUCCAAUCCAGCCUGUGGGUCUUGCGGGAAAGCUUGUACGGCCUGUCCUGCGACUCAAAAAGAUUACGUAA